UGCUGAGUAAAAGUGUCUGUUCUGUCAUCUGUGUGAUGUAGCUGCAGAGCCAGAGGAGAAUCAGAAAUGUAAUUGAUCGAUUUCCUCUUGUUUGGAUUUGUUAAAUUUUGUUACGUUUUCUAAUUAUUUACAGUUUUAAAUCAUUGUGUAUAUCAAAGAUACAAUCGAGAAUCGUAUCUUAUUUUAGCGAUAGUAUUUCUUUGUGCAUCGUUAUACCUAUCACGUAUUAAAAACUGGUUUGAAACUCGAGUACGAUAACGUUAUUAUAAUAAUAGAAAGUGGGUGUUUUGUUAAAUAUUUCAUUAUACUAAACUUAAAAGUGAUUCACUGACAUUAUUUUUUUCUAAUUGUAAACAAAAAUAAAAGCCACGAAUUGGCUUAUUUUGAUUUCGUAUAGACGCCAUGUUGUUAUUUAUCUUUUGAAAUAAUAUUUUGUUAUGGGUUUAUUGUGUUGUGAAGAAAUUAGUGCCUGAGCAUGCUUGAAGAUGUUCCGAUACACGGCAGCAGACAAAAUGCGAGGAGCAAAACGCUUACGCAUCAAAGAAAUCUUAGCCUCGACUUUCGACAUGUGACGGGCGCAAGCGGGCCGCCGGCGGGAUGCGGCCACCAGAGGAACAGGUCACUCGACUCUGUCCUCCAGAGGAUACCGGAGGACAUGACGCCGACCUCGCCGGAUGGCGCCCCCCUCCGCCUGCCAGAGGUUCCUCGGCUGGCGCUCCCUCCGGACCUCCCUGCCGGGUCCGAUGACUCCGGCAUCCACACCCCUCCAGACAACUAUGACGAAGACAGACCGACUCCCGCCGCCGCACGAUCCAGAGAAAGCCUCGACUCAGGCAAUCCAGAAGACACAGAAAAACCCCCAGACCCGCCUGAUGUUGCCCAGGAAAUUUCUGAUACCCCAACAGAUACCAGCAUACAUAAAGACCAGUCCUUGCGGUUGUUCGAAAGCGAAUAUUUCGACAUGAGCAUGGCCAUAUCAUACUUAUUCACCUCGAAGCCGGGCGUGCAAAGCUACCUAGCGAACAAAAUGUUUACUUUCCCGCACGAGGACGUGGACUUUUAUCUGCCGCAAUUAGCGACCAUGUUCAUAGAAAUGGAUGAUUUAGCGGAAGUGUUGCGCCCUUAUCUGGUAUUUCGGUGUAAGCAAAGUGCCGAUUUCUCGCUACGUCUCGCUUGGAUGCUGACGGCGUUCGGUGGCGAUGCGAAACGGUCGAGAGCGAAAAAGUUCAGGGAUUCGAUCUUGGCCGAAGAGAUCAGACCUGCGGCCAGGAGGGGGCACCACCGCUCCCAGUCGGAUGCUUCCGCGUUGAGGCUUGUAGCACCUUCUAGUAGGCAUCUGGGGGACCUGGCCUCGGGCAGGGCCUUCGACAACGGGUGCGUGUGUGGGGAACAGUGUUCAUGUGGUGCGCCCAGAGUGGCUCCACAGACCAAGUUCCUCAAUGCCAUCACGAGCAUCGGGCGGCGGCUGACUAGCGUGCCUGACAAGGAGCGGCGCAUCGAACUGCUGCGGGCCGAGUUGGCAGCGCUGGACCUCAACCUGCCGGCGCGAGUGUGGCUGCCGCUGCACAGGAAGCCACACCACGUAUUGAGGAUCUUGCCGCACGCCGCCGCCCUGCUCAACAGCAAGGACAAGGCGCCGUUCAUCAUGUACGUGGAGGUGCUGGAGACAGAGCACCGCGAGCCGCUGCCGCCGCGGCUGCUGCCGCCCGCGCCGCUCGCGCCGCACCUGCCGCCCGUGCGGCUCGCGCGCAGCGAGGAGAACCUGGCGCCCGCGUGGCCCGCGCCCUACCUGGCCGACCUGGCCGCCGACUGCUGGAGCCACGACGACGACGACUUCACGGCGCGCCCCACGCCGCCCGACUGCGUCUCGCAGGUGUCGGCUUCGGGAGUGUCGCUGUCGUCGGCGGUGUCAGCGGUGUCGGGCCAGUCGUUGUCGGCGGGGUCGGGCUCCCCCGAGUCCGUGGCGGUGGUGGCGGGCGAGGUGCGGCGCCGCCUGGCCGACGCCACGGCGCCCAACGCCUUCCGCCACGACCCCGCUGACCCGUCCGCCACCGCGCUCAAGGAGUCGUGGGAGAGCAAGAUGUCCCGGAUGCGGUCGUCGUCCCCGUACGGCUCGCUGAGCGGCUGGCGGCUGCUGGGGUGCAUCGUGAAGGUGGGCGACGACCUGCGCCACGAGAUGUUGGCGGCGCAGCUGCUGCGGCGGCUGCAGGCCGUGUGGACCCUGGAGCGGGUGCCGCUGCGGCUGGAGCCCUACGAGAUACUGUGUCUGGACCGGGACUGCGGCCUCAUCCAGCCGGUGCUGAACACCGUAUCGCUGCACCAGAUCAAGAAGCAGUCGGGCGCGUCCCUGCGCGCGUGGCUCUCGCUGGAGCACGGGCCGCCCACCAGCGAGCCGUUCCUGCGCGCGCAGAGGAACUUCGUGGAGUCAGCGGCCGCCUACGCGCUCGUCAGCUACCUGCUGCAGCUCAAGGACAGACACAACGGAAACAUUUUAUUGGACAGCGAAGGCCACAUAAUUCAUAUCGACUUUGGUUUUAUAUUUUCCAUAUCACCGAAGAAUUUAGGAUUUGAAAGUUCACCAUUUAAACUGACGCAAGAGUUCGUGGACGUGAUGGACGGCGUCGAGUCAGACAUGUUCGCGUACUUCAAGAUACUGAUACUGCGAGGACUGAUCGCGGCCCGCAAGCACUGCGACCAGAUACUGCAUCUGGUGGAAGUCAUGCGCUUGGGAGGCAGUCUGUCGUGCAUCCGCAGCAGCAGCGCUGUGUCGUCGUUCCGCGCGCGCUUCCACGUGGCGCGCACCGAGCAGCAGCUGACCGCGCUCGUCGACCGGCUCGUGGCGGACGCGCUGCACUCGCUCACCACGCGCCUCUACGACAACUACCAGUACUACACCAACGGCAUUCUGUAACGCGCGCUUCCACGUGGCGCGCACCGAGCAGCAGCUGACCGCGCUCGUCGACCGGCUCGUGGCGGACGCGCUGCACUCGCUCACCACGCGCCUCUACGACAACUACCAGUACUACACCAACGGCAUUCUGUAACGCGCGCUUCCACGUGGCGCGCACCGAGCAGCAGCUGACCGCGCUCGUCGACCGGCUCGUGGCGGACGCGCUGCACUCGCUCACCACGCGCCUCUACGACAACUACCAGUACUACACCAACGGCAUUCUGUAACGCGCGCUUCCACGUGGCGCGCACCGAGCAGCAGCUGACCGCGCUCGUCGACCGGCUCGUGGCGGACGCGCUGCACUCGCUCACCACGCGCCUCUACGACAACUACCAGUACUACACCAACGGCAUUCUGUAACGCGCGCUUCCACGUGGCGCGCACCGAGCAGCAGCUGACCGCGCUCGUCGACCGGCUCGUGGCGGACGCGCUGCACUCGCUCACCACGCGCCUCUACGACAACUACCAGUACUACACCAACGGCAUUCUGUAACGCGCGCUUCCACGUGGCGCGCACCGAGCAGCAGCUGACCGCGCUCGUCGACCGGCUCGUGGCGGACGCGCUGCACUCGCUCACCACGCGCCUCUACGACAACUACCAGUACUACACCAACGGCAUUCUGUAACGCGCGCUUCCACGUGGCGCGCACCGAGCAGCAGCUGACCGCGCUCGUCGACCGGCUCGUGGCGGACGCGCUGCACUCGCUCACCACGCGCCUCUACGACAACUACCAGUACUACACCAACGGCAUUCUGUAACGCGCGCUUCCACGUGGCGCGCACCGAGCAGCAGCUGACCGCGCUCGUCGACCGGCUCGUGGCGGACGCGCUGCACUCGCUCACCACGCGCCUCUACGACAACUACCAGUACUACACCAACGGCAUUCUGUAACGCGCGCUUCCACGUGGCGCGCACCGAGCAGCAGCUGACCGCGCUCGUCGACCGGCUCGUGGCGGACGCGCUGCACUCGCUCACCACGCGCCUCUACGACAACUACCAGUACUACACCAACGGCAUUCUGUAACGCGCGCUUCCACGUGGCGCGCACCGAGCAGCAGCUGACCGCGCUCGUCGACCGGCUCGUGGCGGACGCGCUGCACUCGCUCACCACGCGCCUCUACGACAACUACCAGUACUACACCAACGGCAUUCUGUAACGCGCGCUUCCACGUGGCGCGCACCGAGCAGCAGCUGACCGCGCUCGUCGACCGGCUCGUGGCGGACGCGCUGCACUCGCUCACCACGCGCCUCUACGACAACUACCAGUACUACACCAACGGCAUUCUGUAACGCGCGCUUCCACGUGGCGCGCACCGAGCAGCAGCUGACCGCGCUCGUCGACCGGCUCGUGGCGGACGCGCUGCACUCGCUCACCACGCGCCUCUACGACAACUACCAGUACUACACCAACGGCAUUCUGUAACGCGCGCUUCCACGUGGCGCGCACCGAGCAGCAGCUGACCGCGCUCGUCGACCGGCUCGUGGCGGACGCGCUGCACUCGCUCACCACGCGCCUCUACGACAACUACCAGUACUACACCAACGGCAUUCUGUAACGCGCGCUUCCACGUGGCGCGCACCGAGCAGCAGCUGACCGCGCUCGUCGACCGGCUCGUGGCGGACGCGCUGCACUCGCUCACCACGCGCCUCUACGACAACUACCAGUACUACACCAACGGCAUUCUGUAACGCGCGCUUCCACGUGGCGCGCACCGAGCAGCAGCUGACCGCGCUCGUCGACCGGCUCGUGGCGGACGCGCUGCACUCGCUCACCACGCGCCUCUACGACAACUACCAGUACUACACCAACGGCAUUCUGUAACGCGCGCUUCCACGUGGCGCGCACCGAGCAGCAGCUGACCGCGCUCGUCGACCGGCUCGUGGCGGACGCGCUGCACUCGCUCACCACGCGCCUCUACGACAACUACCAGUACUACACCAACGGCAUUCUGUAACGCGCGCUUCCACGUGGCGCGCACCGAGCAGCAGCUGACCGCGAUGAUGAUUUUGUACCGCUCGUCAGAUCGUAUAUUUGGCCUGUAUUGUGUAUUACAUUGAUUCAACGAACAUUAAUUGCUGUGUUUAAAUUUGAAAAUUUAAUUAAAUUUAAAAAGUAUUUCAUCAUUGCUGAUGAUAAUUUGAACAUUAUUUAACAUUAAUAAUUAGUUGCUUAGCUUUAACCAUUAAAAUUCUGAAUAGCACACUGUCUCACUUAUGGUAUCGAUAAAUAAUUCAAAUUUUUAUUUUAUUGAGUGUCAUCACAGUUAAAUGAAUCUAAAAAUGACUCAAAACCAUAUAUUGCAAUAAAUUUUGAUAUUUUUAAGAAUCUGUAUUAUUUCGAUACGUAAAUGUGAUUUAUUUAACAUCUUACCAUAGAAAAUCUUUUAACUUUUAGUGCCAUAACAUCUCACAAUGUACUGUAGAUAUACAUACAUCAAAAUAGCAUUACAUGCCUCGUGUAUAUGCUCAAUAUAGACACGGUAAUAAUAUAUCCUAUUUGGCCCGUCCAAUGUAGUAUCUUAUACCUUGGUUUGGUAGUCAAAGUAACUUGCGAGUUAUUCAGGCACAAGUGCUAUUCUUCGAAAUAAUUUGUAUUUAAGGUUCUAUUAUAUGAAUUCUAUACAAAAAUGCACAUAAUAUUAUUCUCGCUCGACUAGCUUUGAGUGUGUGUGUUUCGUUAAAUUUUACAUAAAUCUUGUCAAACUAUAGCUUAAUAUUACGUUUUAUUAGAUAGUUGUUAAUUUGAAAAACAUGUACUAUAGAUAGAAUCUUAUAAACAAUUUUAUUAGAUUAGUCAACAAAUUUUUUCAUAUAUCUAGUAAUGUUGUAACACCAUUCAAUAUUAUAAUAAUUAUUGUGUAAAUAUAAUAAUGUUCGCAUUGAGAAGACUGAUUGUUUCAUGCGUGACGUGGUUCUAGGUUUAUUUGGGGGGGAUUUUCGACUAAUUUUAAGUAUUGUAAUGUGCGAAAUUGUUUCGUAUCAAAGAAGAAGGUAGUAAGUUACGAAAUUAUCUUUUCCUAUUAUCGUGCGCAAAGUUCGAUUUUGCGCAUGCAUUUGCG
Messenger RNA from Leptidea sinapis, 6010 nucleotides. It is a transcript of the gene fwd, whose product is annotated as phosphatidylinositol 4-kinase beta. Gene Ontology annotation, cellular component: cytoplasm; membrane. The transcript is spliced from 10 exons. The coding region runs from base 476 to 2911 and encodes 811 amino acids. Gene Ontology annotation, molecular function: 1-phosphatidylinositol 4-kinase activity. The record is from RefSeq and is a predicted model, not a curated record. Gene Ontology annotation, biological process: phosphatidylinositol-mediated signaling; phosphatidylinositol phosphate biosynthetic process. Lineage: Eukaryota; Metazoa; Arthropoda; Insecta; Lepidoptera; Pieridae.